This is a messenger RNA of Leptopilina boulardi, 1737 nucleotides long. Its product is annotated as ADP-ribose pyrophosphatase, mitochondrial. Lineage: Eukaryota; Metazoa; Arthropoda; Insecta; Hymenoptera; Figitidae. Gene Ontology annotation, molecular function: ADP-ribose diphosphatase activity. The record is from RefSeq and is a predicted model, not a curated record. The coding region runs from base 345 to 1328 and encodes 327 amino acids. The transcript is spliced from 2 exons.
UUACAUAAAAUACAAAAAAUACAAACUAAAAAUAUCUUAAUUGUAUAUUCAUGUUUGUUGUGUUAAACAUUGGAAAUCACGUACUCUCAUAGGCAGAUCAUUUAAUGUUCUCCUGUAAAUUGUUUACAAUUGGUAGAAAAUUAUCAAGUUUAAACAUAACCUAUCUUGUGAAAUCGACAAGUGUUUUUGUUGCUUGCGGUUGUCAAGGCUAAAUUUAUACUGACCCAACCCAUAAAAUAUUGUUUGCAGUCAAGCUAAUUGACUAUUCUUGAUUGUCUAAUGAGUUUAUAAAAGUUAGUAAAGAUUUAGAUUUUUUUGUGUUGGACAAGAAUAUUGAAAAUCGAAUGUUUUACUUUUUGUUUACAUUCGUCAUUGUUUUACAUUCCUGCCAUUGUUGUGCAUCAGAUAGUUUUCGUGAUCUAUUUCAAAAAGAGAUAAGAUCACCAAAGAAUUUUUACAGUUUUUACAUGAUAAGUGGAGUGACAAAAAUGAUUCAUCACAAGUGUAUUAAUGGACUUUAUCCUUCGAGUAACAUUUUAAGAUUUGAAGUUCCGGAGGAUAAAGUAUCAUGGAAUGUGAAAUUUUUGGAAUAUCAACCAAACGAAUACAAUUCACCAGUAUUGACAGGAAAACCUUGGGCUGAUCCGAAUAUAAAUGAUCCUUCAUUUGAUCCAAAAUGGAAUAUGGAAGAUGGUAAUGUGAAUCGAAAGAGUUAUGUGAAAGAUUACGAAAUAAAUGAGAAUGGACUGCCUCAAAAUCCAAUUGGAAGAACUGGUAUAAUUGGACGGGGACUUUUGGGACGUUGGGGACCAAAUCAUGCAGCCGAUCCAAUUGUCACUCGUUGGAAACGAAAUGGCACGGGUGCAAUGGAAAUUGACAGAAAAUCGGAGAAACCGAUACUUCAAUUUGUUGCGAUAGAAAGAAAAGAUUCGAAAGAAUGGGCAAUUCCAGGAGGAAUGGUUGAUCCGGGAGAAAAAAUCUCACAAACUUUAAAGCGUGAAUUUAUGGAAGAAGCACUUGAUGCACUUGACAAAACACCAGAGGAACGAGAGGAAUUGGAAAGUGCUUUGAAGAAAUUUUUUGAUCGUGGCGAUGAAGUUUAUCAAGGAUACGUGGAUGAUCCACGUAAUACAGAUAACGCCUGGAUGGAGACAAUGGCCUUAAAUUUUCACGACGAAGACGGUAGCACUGUUGGUGAAAUAAAUCUAAAAGCCGGCGAUGAUGCCGGUAAUGUAAGAUGGAUGGAUGUUGACAGAAAAAUGAUCCUUUACGCCAAUCAUGUUGAUUUUAUAAAACAAACCGUACAUAAAAGAAACGCUCAUUGGUAACAAAAAAGUACAAACAAAAAAUUGCCUUUACCAAAAUAUUUUUAUACUAACUUUUUUCUCUACAAGAAAAAACAAGAUUUUUAUAAUGUUCUUAAAAAAUCUUGUUCUCCUUUAUUUUAAAAUAAAAUAGUAAAAAGUUAAAUAAGGAAACUAGUUUCUUUUUAAAUUACGGUUUUUAUUACUGUAUACACGGAUAUUUUACAGAUUUCGAUAAUUAAGAAGAAAAAUCACAGGUAACAAUCUAUGGUCAAGUUUCGUUGACUUUAGUUUUUAUCGAUUUUAAAAAAACAAAAAAAUACGAAAUCAUUCGUAAAAUAUACAUUUUUUUAUAAUAUAUUUUUCUUAAUAUAUAAUUUUCCAAAAAAAAAAAAAUUAAAACCAUUUUUUAUAAAAAUAGAAUUAACGAAUA